This is a messenger RNA of Striga asiatica, 1517 nucleotides long. The record is from the annotation of a GenBank genome assembly. Lineage: Eukaryota; Viridiplantae; Streptophyta; Magnoliopsida; Lamiales; Orobanchaceae.
AUGGAUGCUUCUUCCAGAAACUCUACAAAUCUAGGUGACAGCGGGAUAUUUCCCGAGCCACAUGUCGGAAUGGAAUUUGAUUCCGAAAAGGCAGCCAAAAUUUUUUAUGAAGAUUAUGCCAGACACUUGGGCUUCGCCCCUCAAGUCCAUCAUGAACGGUCAAAGUCCAAUGGCAAGGAAAUGUGCCGUGAAUUUUCGUGUUCCGUGGACAGGUUUAAAAAGGGAGCCUGUGUGGCAAUGCUCAGAAUCGAGCUGAGUAGCAAAAACAAAUGGACCGUGACGAAAUUCGUGAAGGAGCACAAUCACCCAACCCUAAACCAUAACAAGUUGCAUUGCAUCCAGCUCAAGCGGCAUUUUGCGACCAUGGGCGUAGAUGUGGUUCCAAAUGGCGUUAUAUUUGCGAUGGAAGGUGCUGUGACACAAGAGACGUAUAAUGUGGCACUUGCUAGUGUUCGAGAGGGAAUAAAGAAAGUUGGUGGUGUUAAAAAGAGUGUGGCGAAUGUUGGUUGUGAUGACAAAGGGACAAAUACAGGAAAUCCAGAAACGACCCCUUUGCUAUGGCCAAGGCAAGAUGAGAUUACCCCGCGCUUUAAUCUUAAUGAUGCUGGGGUUUUCCGUUCUGUUUCUGAUGCAGCUGCUAUACGUGUGGCCCCACAUUCUAUUAACUGCGAUGCGGGUCGUGCUGAUAAAGUGCCAGUCCUUCCUUGUCUUAAAUCGAUGACUUGGAUUAUGGAGAAUAAGAACUCGACUACAGCUAAUAAGAUAGCUGUUAUUAACCUUAAGUUACAAGAUUACAGCAAGAGUCCUCCAGUAGAAUCAGAGGUAAAAUUUUCACUAUCGAGGGCCACACUGGAGCCCAUGCUGAGGUCUAUGGCAUACAUCACUGAUCAGCUCACAGCACCUGCUAGUAACGUUGCAAUCAUCAACUUGAAGCUUCAAGACCCAGUGACAACUUCAGUAGAAUCAGAGGUGAAAUUUCAGUUGUCAAGGGACACUUUAGCCGCCAUGUUGAGAUCAAUGGCGUACAUCCGUGAGCAACUAUCAAAUGCGGUAGAACCCAAACCAGAAGCCCCGGCAAAAAGAUUGCGUAAGUAGGUAAUCAAACCCAAACCUGAAACUCCGGCAAAAAGAUUGUGUAAGUAGGUAGUUACUUUCUUGCGUUCCCUAUAUAAACACCGUACAGAUUGAGGUUUAGAAGAUGAAAACCGUUGUAUGUAAUUUAGUCGGCUUUGUAGGAAUGUGGGAAGCAGUUUUGUUUAUCUUGAUUAGUCUGUAGUUAUACAGUUAAACAAUGCGCUGUGAGCUAUUUGUGUUUUUCCAUGUAAAUUUGAAUUUUCUAAAUGUAUUUAAUUUUGUGCCCAUCACAUUACGUCUCCGAAAAGGAGCAUUUCCAUGUGUUGUGUGGGAUGCAUCUGUUAUUCAACUCUAAAUUUAUAAUAAUUCUAUACACAUGGAGACAGAUGGAGUACAUGUCUUGCCAAUUAUUCCAAAGUAGUCAUGGCCGGGCUGAAUUGGGC